AUCAAGCUCAUUGCCGUGUUCUGUUUUGAGGCAGGAAAAAAAAAAACUUCGGACGGUAGCUUGUUAGCGUUCGGUUUUUAUAAACCGAUAGAUAUUACAAGAAAAAAAAAAACUGUGACCGUUAAUAAUAGUAAUAAUAAUUAUUAUUAUUAUAAGCGUAUUCUGGCGUUAAGGUUAGAAUACUGGGAGAUGUAGCCGGUCACUUUAUUCCGUUUUCGUUAACUCGCUCGGGGGACCGCAGCCGAAUGUGGCUUCACGCAGCCUGGCUGGGACGGUAGCAGAGGGAUUAGCUUAUACAAGCGGGCUAACCUGCUCGCUAGCUAUGCUGAGACACGCUCAGGUCGACUGGUAGCUAGCUGGUCGCUAAGCGCAAACACAAUCUCCUCUGCGCUUUGCAUUCAUCACAAUAUCUACACGACGGUUAUUACGUUUGCGCUGUCUGUAUAUUUACUAUCUAGCUGGAUUUUUAAAAAAUCUUAAUUUAAAUUUUUUUGUAAAUAGCGUGCUAGUUCUAUAAGGUAAAGCUAGCAGGCAUUCACAGCAACGCUAGCUACACCACCCUUCACACAUUUCUGGUAUCUAGCCAGUAGGAUUGGAACGCUGACGGUUUGAGGGCUAUGUCUUCAGCAGCCACCACACCCCCAUCCGUAGACAAGGUGGACGGCUUAUCCAGGAAGUCAGUCCGGAAAGCUAAGCAGAAGCGAGCGCAGAGCUCGUCUCAGUUCAGAUCUCAGGACAAACCCAUCGAACUAGUGCAGCUGCCACUACUGAAAGAUGUGUCUGCCCAAGAGCAGCCAGAGUUGUUUCUAAAGAAGCUGCAGCAGUGCUGCACUCUGUUUGACUUCAUGGACACACUGUCUGACCUCAAGAUGAAGGAGUACAAGCGCUCUACUUUGAACGAGCUGGUGGACUAUGUCACUGUUAGCCGAGGUUACCUCACUGAACAGACGUAUCCAGAGGUUGUCAAAAUGGUGUCCUGUAACAUAUUCCGGACACUUCCUCCCAGUGACAGUAAUGAGUUUGACCCAGAGGAGGAUGAGCCGACGUUGGAAGCCUCAUGGCCCCACUUGCAGCUCGUCUACGAGUUCUUCAUUCGCUUCUUGGAGAGUCAGGAAUUUCAGCCCAGCAUUGCCAAAAAAUACAUUGACCAGAAAUUUGUACUACAGCUUCUAGAGCUAUUUGAUAGUGAGGACCCUCGUGAGAGGGACUGCUUGAAGACUGUCCUGCACAGAAUUUAUGGCAAGUUCCUCGGUCUCAGGGCUUUCAUCCGCAAACAGAUCAACAACAUUUUUCUAGGGUUUGUGUAUGAAACCGAGCAUUUCAAUGGAGUGGCUGAGCUGUUGGAGAUCUUGGGAAGUAUCAUCAAUGGUUUUGCACUUCCUCUGAAAGCUGAACAUAAGCAGUUCCUGGUAAAAGUUUUACUGCCUCUGCACUCAGCAAGAAGUCUGUCCCUCUUCCAUGCACAGCUGGCCUACUGUAUUGUGCAAUUCCUAGAGAAAGAUCCCACUCUAACAGAACCUGUGAUAAGAGGCUUGUUAAAGUUCUGGCCGAAAACCUGCAGUCAGAAAGAGGUUAUGUUCCUUGGUGAGCUGGAGGAGAUUGUAGAUGUGAUUGAGCCAACACAGUUUGUCAAGGUCCAGGAGCCUCUGUUCAAGCAGAUUUCCAGAUGUGUAUCCAGUCCUCACUUUCAGGUGGCUGAGCGAGCCCUGUAUUACUGGAACAAUGAGUACAUCAUGAGUCUGAUAGAGGAGAACUCCAGUGUCAUCCUGCCCAUCAUGUUUGCUAGUCUCUAUAGGAUCUCCAAAGAGCACUGGAACCCAGCAAUAUCUGCUUUAAUCUACAACGUGCUAAAAGCAUUCAUGGAGAUGAACAGCGCCCUGUUUGAUGAACUCGCCGCGACUUACAAAUCGGAACGUCAGCGGGAAAAGAAGAAGGAGAAGGAGCGGGAGGUCUUGUGGCAGAAGCUGGAAGAGCUGGAGCUGAGGCGAGGAAUUCAGAACAGCGACGGCAUCAUCCCCACUUAAAUGUGGAUGUAGCUUCAUCCCUACGUCAAGGUUCUGCCACAAGGACGCCACAUCUCCACGCUCCUUGUGCUGCAUACUUUACUGUACGCUCCUGCAUUUGUUAAUCCCCCCCCACCAGCACUGUAAAAACCCUUUCUAGUCCAUUUCCUUUGACGGUGAUACUACAGAAAAAAGAAAAGGACAAGGUGUGCUUACCUUGGGUGGGAAGACUUUAUAUACACUCCUUGCCAUUUAAAAUAAAGAUAAUCAACCACAUUAAGGGAUGUAUCUUGAAAACCCUUUGCCUUUGAGAACAGGUUUUUUAUUUUAUUUUUUAUUUUUUUGUCUCACCAGAGUGUGGUCCCAAAGACUCCCCAUAAUGCAAGUCAGUAAUUCAUGCAGUCUUGAGGCCUUCAUUCAGUCUUGAGGUUCUUCGUCCCAUAUCUCCUUGUUUUUAUCCUCAGCGAGAUGUUUCACCUCACAUUUUCAUGACCGUGUCCUGUAAAUGUUUGACUACUCUACCAGAGUCCAGAAACUUCACCCAGUACAAAAAAUGUGAUCACAAAUUCAGUUGACAUGAAUCUCCAUUUUUCACCUGCAUUAUUUUACAUGCUAUUAAAAAUGUGAUCAUCGCACUUCUUUCGGUGUAUGGACAGGUGUCGGUCCCGCACUGGUACCGCCGAUAAGUGAGUAGUAAGCUACGGCGCUCGCUACCAUCGCGCUGAAGUAUUUUCUUGAAAAUUUCGAGACCUGUUGAGAAUUCCAUUCUGGCGGUUCACUGCUUCUGAAGAAUUUAAGAAAGAACUGACACCGUUGAAGACUGUGUUCCGUUCGUGUAAAGCAGUGUUCAGGACUUCAUUCAGUGUAUUUGAAACGUUUUUUAGUUUUAACAUCUUAUCCUGGACUCUUAGCCAUAGGCACCUCUGAUGUCUCUUGCUCUUGUCUUUGGACUUUAACAUGGUUGGAUGCUCUUAAAAAAUUAUGGAUUAAGCUAGAAUAUUUUUAAACGGAGUGUUUGGAACGAAAGCCUGCAUAUGUGGCGUAUUUCUAAAUGCUGAUCCAGUCUUAUUCCUCAACAGAAAUGCCAUCCACUAUAGUGGGUUAGGACUAAAGCACUUGGAGUUAGUUUGUUGUGUUCACAAGACUCACUGUCCUUGUUUGUUUUUAUUUUAUUGUUUUAUUUCAAAUUAAAAUCAUGGGUGUGGAUUUUA
Messenger RNA from Ictalurus punctatus (channel catfish), 3214 nucleotides. RefSeq names its product protein phosphatase 2, regulatory subunit B', epsilon isoform a (gene ppp2r5ea). Gene Ontology annotation, biological process: protein dephosphorylation; signal transduction. Gene Ontology annotation, cellular component: cytosol; protein phosphatase type 2A complex; nucleus. The record is from RefSeq and is a predicted model, not a curated record. Gene Ontology annotation, molecular function: protein phosphatase activator activity. The transcript is spliced from 14 exons. Bases 618 to 2024 code for a protein of 468 amino acids. NCBI's taxonomy places the organism in Eukaryota, Metazoa, Chordata, Actinopteri, Siluriformes, Ictaluridae.